Molecule: messenger RNA, 1398 nt
Organism: Lycium barbarum (goji berry)
Lineage: Eukaryota; Viridiplantae; Streptophyta; Magnoliopsida; Solanales; Solanaceae
Product: protein translation factor SUI1 homolog 1
Exons: 5
Coding region: 227-568 (113 amino acids)
Biological process (GO): translational initiation
Molecular function (GO): RNA binding; translation initiation factor activity
Source: RefSeq, a predicted model, not a curated record
UAAAAUAUUUCAACAUUGUCAGUUUUUCUAUCUCUCUCUAUAUAACCAAACCUUCUCUCUCUGCACCCAUUUCAUCUUUUGCACAUUCCAUUCAAUAUAAAAUAAAAAAUUGUUGAGAUUUCCAAUUUCAUCUCUCCACCAUCCACCCCUAUCCCUGUUUCUUCUUCUUGGUCAGCUGGAAUUUUGCAUUCAAGGUUGUUCUCUGUACUUCUUACAAGCUAGGUUCAUGUCUGAGCUCGAUAUCCAAAUCCCUACCACCUUUGAUCCGUUCGCUGAUGCCAAUGCUCAGAACUCAGGCGCAGGUGCGAAAGAGUAUGUGCAUAUUCGAGUUCAGCAGCGAAAUGGCAGGAAAAGUCUGACUACCGUCCAAGGCCUGAAGAAAGAAUUCAGCUACAAUAAAAUUCUGAAGGACCUCAAGAAGGAGUUUUGCUGCAAUGGUACCGUUGUGCAAGAUCCAGAACUCGGCCAGGUUAUCCAACUUCAAGGCGAUCAGCGGAAGAACGUGUCAACCUUUCUCGUACAGGCUGCCAUUGUGAAGAAGGAAAACAUCAAGAUUCAUGGUUUCUAGACACAAGCAAAGGAAGGGGAUUGAUGCACAUUUGUGAUUGCAACUUCCAGUUUGUUUAAUUUUAUUACAUCCAAGCGCCACGACCGACGGUUUCUGAGUUUAACAACACCUUCUGUAUAUAGCAGAAGCUGAUAUUAGUAGCUUGUUGAUGUCCAAAAUCAGUAUAUCAAAAGUUAUCUGGUGGUUGUAUGGUAUGCUGCUAAUUUUUCUGAAUCCCCAAUGGAGGUGGAGAAUCUGCCCAAAUGUUUACCAGAUUAUAUUUUAUUUUGGAUGAACAUCAUAUGUGUCAUUCUGUAUAUAAUUUACUAUCCGUAUUCAUUAGCUUAUUUCAUGAGCUUUUUGUUUGUAUUUAAUGUAGCUAAUUUGAACAUGUCUUGUUUAAAUUUACUUUGGCAUGUGUGUGAUCCAGUUUUACCAUUUUAGAGCAAAAAGGGUAUAUAGGGAUUUACAGGACCGAAUUUCGUAUAGCUCCUCGAAAUUGACCUAUGUUGGGUCCAUCCCAUAAUUUGAGGAAGGAAACAUCUCACUCAUUUUAAGGAAGAAAACAUUUCCCUUGUUUUGAGGAAGAAAACAUAUUCCUUGUUUUAAGGAAGAAAACAUCUUCCUUGUAUUUGGCAAAUUGUCAAGUGCUUGCUUGAGUCACAAAUGACAUCAAUAGGUUCAUUUCAUCUCUAUAAAUAGGGAAACCUUCUAUCAUUUGUAGCAUCACCAAGAGCAAGAGAGAAAAACAGUAAGGAAAACACUUGAGUGAGAUAUAGGUAUUAAGUUUAGGAUUGGUUUUUUGUAAUAGUUGAGUGUGAGAGUUGCUCCUCCUAUUGUAAUUCUGUUCC